AUGAGAAAGAAAAAAAGGAGCACCGAGGGGAAGGUGUGGAUGGAUGCAUUAAACGAUUUGGAGGAGGUGCAUCAAAACGCGUACAGCCUAACGAAGGACAAACUUCACGAAAGAUGUCGACCCGAACCAGAAAUCAUUGAACACAUAUUAGAAGAAUUAGAAAGUAAAAUUAGGUUCUAUUUUAAGCUGUACAAAAUAGAGAAAGAAAAAAGAACCAAUUGUGAAAAGAAAAAUUAUUAUUUGCAGGAGCAACUGAACCAGACAUACACGACGCUGGACAAAAAUAAACUCUACACGGAUAAGUUAGAAAGUAAAUUACAAAACAUUAAGGAGAACCAGAGUUCCUUGAUAGACACAGUUAGACGUAUUGAUCUUUUAUACAUACAGCUAGACACCCUGGUACAGUCGUUCUCUGGUGUUUGCACACAAGUAGCAGCAGAGGCCAAUGCCUACGGGGUCAAUACAAACGGAAAGAGAAAUACCAUCAAGACUUUACUAGAUUAUAUUUACCCAUGCAGAACUCUUGACCCCCGUAUUAAUUCACUUUAUGGAGUGUUAUAUUAUGGAUCCAUUGGGUUAUUGAAAGAUGGGAAAUUUCUCAGUCCUCCCAUUCCUCCUAUCCCUCCAGUGGUUCCGUCUGAAGCGGAUGGUUGGCUACCCCCCUCGAGGUAUGCUCCUCACAAUGAUGUUGUCCCGAUAGAAUCUCACCAAAGGAGCAGUAACUCCGGUGCUCCUUCCAGGGGGGGGAGCAUCAAUGACUCGGUGAGGCGAAGUGGAAGCGCCUUCAACAGGGAGAACACAAAGGAGAACUAUGCAGAUGACGCUUUCUUCUCCAGGUAUAUCGAGGAAGAAGAGAACAAACAGAUACGAAACGAGUAUGAUGUGAAUAAGCCAAGUUAUAGCCAAAUUAUUCCUCAGGACUUACAGGGGUUCUGUAUCAAAAUUGGUUUUCUAGAAAUUAGCUACAAGAAGGAAAACGCAAGAAUUAUCUGCGUCGUUCGAUACGACAGUGAGACAACUACCUCUGCAAUUCAAAACACGAAGAGAGUAACCAAGCCCAGGGAUAUUACUGGACGUGGGAAUGGAGGCAAAUGUAUUUUUGACAUUGAUUAUACGAUAAAUUUAACUUCUGUUCCAGAAAAAAACGCAGGGCACAUCCCCAGUUUUAUGAUAGAUAUACACGAUGUCAAUGGAAAAGCACUUAUUGGUACAUCUAGGUGUUCUUUCAUUAGUGAAAAAACGCUGAUAAGAGACGCAUCGUGGGAUAUUUACUCAAGGGUUGCAAAUUCCAAGCCAGAGAUAAUAGGAAAAGUGCAUGUGUCUGUUUUUCCUUCUCCGCAAAAUUCUCUCCUUCCUUCUGAAAUGUUUAGGAAGGCCAGACAGCAGUCCAUGUUGAAUGCAUCGUACGGAGAGACCAACCCAAGCGGCGUGGACUCUGGGGAUGAUCGGAAGAUGGAAAGCAGCGCCAAAGUGACAUUUCAGAAGAGCGCCCUCCUGAGCAAGGUUAUCGAGGAAAGGGAUCAACCAUCGCAGACACAUGGUCCGUCGCAUGGACAGUCGCAUGGGCAAUCGCAUGGGCAAUCGCAUGGGCAAUCGCAUGGACAGUCAGAUAAGAAGCCUCAUGCGAAACCAUUGUCCGCUAAGAACACGGGAAAGGGGACGAACCUCUUUCAGAGGGGAACGAAGGUUACAUUCAAGCCUUACACCCCGAAGAAUGGAGACUCGGCCACUCCGAAGGAAGCGAACAAGCCUAGCUCCCAUGCGAAGGGGAGCGCCCUCCAGAAGGAAGACUCCAAAAGGAUCAGUCUCAAUGGAAAAAAUGGAGACAGUAGCAACAAGAGUGUCACCUCGGUUGGCAGUCAGAGUAAUCAGGAUGGAGAGAAAACCGGCACCAUUUCCUUAGUGCAGAGUCGAAUAAAAAAUCUAGCGAAAAGGUUCGAGUCCAAGAAUGGAACAUUCGGGCGGAAUGGGGAGGAUGGAAGCAGUGGUUCCACCACCCCGGUUGAGGGUAGUGUUACCAAAGUGAAAGAUCCUUUGAAGAAAGGUCUACCUCUCUCGAGCACUAAGGGAUUUAGUGUACCCGAGGCGAAAAUAGGGGGGCCACAGGCAGAGCAGAAGGCCACAGAGACGGUAGGUCAAGGGGUUUCCAAAACUGCAGGACAAAAAGACACCUUAAAGAAGGAUCCAGUCGGGUUGAAGAACAGUUCUCCAGUGGUGAAGGACGGGGUGAUGAAGAUUAAGUUGCCUUUGCCGAGGAAGAACGACUUGUCGAAGAAAGCGGCCCCGGUGGACGGAGUAAAAAAUGCCCCGGUAGAUGAAGCAAAAGGUGCCCCGGUAGAUGAAGCAAAAGGUGCCCCGGUAGACGGAGUAAAAAGUGCCCCGGUAGACGGAGUAAAAAGUGCCCCGGUAGACGGAGUAAAAAGUGCCCCGGUAGACGGAGUAAAAAGUGCCCCGGUAGACGGAGUAAAAAGUGCCCCGGUAGACGGAGUAAAAAGUGCCCCGGUAGAUGGAGUAAAAAGUGCCCCGGUAGAUGGAGUAAAAAGUGCCCCGGUAGACGGAGUAAAAAGUGCCCCGGUAGACGGAGUAAAAAGUGCCCCGGUAGAUGGAGUAAAAAGUGCCCCCGUGGAAGAAGCAAAGAGCGAUGUGAAGGACAGCAACAUAACCACUAAGACGAUAAAACCAUUUCUGAAAAUAAAAGUAGAACCCAAAAAAGAAAACCUGAACAAACUGGUUAAAAAAUUGCCUCCGAAGAUACUCCCCGCAUCUAAAGAGCCAGAAGAGAAAGGUUCUGAUGGUGCAAAGGACCCCCCCAGUGAGAAGCUUCCGCCGACAAACCCUCCAACUGCUAAGACGGAUGUCACCCCAACCAAAGAAGAAUCCGGACUGCCAAAAAUGGAAAAACGUCUGGAGAAAAAAAUAUCAAUUAAGAAUAAAAUGCUUUCGCUUUUGAAGAUGAAGACAGGGGGUGGGCCCUCAGCAAUUUUGAAGAAGCCGCUUCCCAAAGUGCUUCCAAAACUGGCGUCCGGAUCUCCCGCCGAGGUGGAAUCAAAGCCUAGCACAGAUGAACCCGACAUGAAGAACCUGCUCGAGAAGGCAAAGAAAAACGCCAUCUUCAUUGACAAGAAUAAAGUGAACAUGAAAAUAAACAAGAAGGUAGAACUUAAAAGGGAAAUAAAAAAGUUCGUGCCGAAAGUUAAGAAUGUGGAAUGA
This is a messenger RNA of Plasmodium knowlesi strain H, 3210 nucleotides long. Its product is annotated as conserved protein, unknown function. The record is from RefSeq and is a predicted model, not a curated record. The transcript has 3 exons. NCBI's taxonomy places the organism in Eukaryota, Apicomplexa, Aconoidasida, Haemosporida, Plasmodiidae. Bases 1 to 3210 code for a protein of 1069 amino acids.